Messenger RNA from Dipodomys ordii (Ord's kangaroo rat), 1277 nucleotides. It is a transcript of the gene Onecut2, whose product is annotated as one cut homeobox 2. Gene Ontology annotation, molecular function: DNA-binding transcription factor activity, RNA polymerase II-specific; RNA polymerase II cis-regulatory region sequence-specific DNA binding. The record is from RefSeq and is a predicted model, not a curated record. Gene Ontology annotation, biological process: regulation of transcription by RNA polymerase II. The transcript is spliced from 2 exons. NCBI's taxonomy places the organism in Eukaryota, Metazoa, Chordata, Mammalia, Rodentia, Heteromyidae. Gene Ontology annotation, cellular component: nucleus. The coding region runs from base 21 to 1223 and encodes 400 amino acids.
CCGCGGCGUCGCGCUCGGCCAUGGUCACCAGCAUGGCCUCCAUCCUGGACGGCAGCGACUACCGGCCCGAGCUCUCCAUCCCACUGCACCACGCCAUGAGCAUGUCCUGCGACUCGUCCCCGCCCGGCAUGGGCAUGAGCAACACCUACACGACGCUGACGCCGCUCCAGCCGCUGCCCCCCAUCUCCACGGUCUCCGACAAGUUCCACCACCCGCACCCGCACCACCACCCGCAUCACCACCACCACCACCACCACCACCAGCGCCUGUCGGGCAACGUCAGCGGCAGCUUCACCCUCAUGCGCGACGAGCGCGGGCUCCCGGCCAUGAACAACCUUUACAGCCCUUACAAGGAGAUGCCCGGCAUGAGCCAGAGCCUGUCCCCGCUGGCCGCCACGCCGCUGGGCAACGGGCUGGGCGGCCUCCACAACGCGCAGCAGAGCCUGCCCAACUACGGCCCGCCGGGCCACGACAAGAUGCUCAGCCCCAACUUCGACGCGCACCAAACUGCCAUGCUGACCCGAGGUGAGCAGCACCUGUCCCGAGGCCUGGGCACCCCGCCCGCGGCCAUGAUGUCGCAUCUCAACGGCCUGCACCACCCGGGCCACGCUCAGUCCCACGGGCCGGUGCUGGCUCCCAGCCGCGAGCGGCCCCCGUCGUCCUCGUCCGGCUCGCAGGUGGCCACGUCGGGCCAGCUGGAGGAGAUCAACACCAAAGAGGUGGCCCAGCGGAUCACGGCCGAGCUGAAACGCUACAGCAUCCCCCAGGCCAUCUUCGCCCAGAGGGUGCUGUGCCGCUCUCAGGGGACUCUCUCCGACCUGCUCCGGAAUCCCAAACCCUGGAGUAAACUCAAAUCCGGCAGGGAGACCUUUCGCAGGAUGUGGAAGUGGUUGCAAGAGCCGGAGUUCCAGCGCAUGUCCGCCUUACGCCUGGCAGCAUGCAAACGCAAAGAGCAAGAACCAAACAAAGACAGGAACAAUUCCCAGAAGAAAUCUCGCCUGGUGUUCACUGACCUCCAACGCCGCACACUCUUUGCCAUCUUCAAGGAGAAUAAGCGCCCAUCGAAGGAGAUGCAGAUCACCAUUUCCCAGCAGCUGGGCCUGGAGCUCACCACCGUCAGCAACUUCUUCAUGAACGCCCGGCGCCGCAGCCUGGAGAAGUGGCAAGAUGACCUGAGCACAGGGGGCUCCUCGUCCACCUCCAGCACUUGUACCAAAGCAUGAUGUGAGGACUCUCACCCGGGCACAGGCCACCUCCCAACGCGACGACCACAGAUA